GCUUUCAAAGCCAAAACUUCCGGUUUCUGGCAGGAAUCGUUUCAUUGUGUGUACGUUGUUGAAAUGGGCUCGUAGUUUGUAGCGCGUCAAAUCUGCAGUUUCGGCGCGGACACGGUCGGUUCUGCUGCUUCAGUCAAGUCGCGGGAUCUUCAGCGAACCGGAUCCGAAGCGUCGCGGAGAUUGUCGUUCUGGACGCUUCGCUCGGCGAGCCUGCCGUUCGUUCAUCCGCGGCGCGCUCGGCUCUUCGGAACGCAUCGAGUUUGGCUUUCAGCUGCGUUAAACUCGACCGCCUCUCCCUGGAAGUUCCCGUUAUGAACGGGUUCAGCACGGAGGAGGACAGCCACGACGGGCCGCCCGCGCCGCCGUUCUUCGGGCAGAGCUGCUGUCUGAUCGAGGACGGGGAGCGCUGCGGCCGCGCGGCGGGGAACGCGUCCUUCAGCAAGCGCAUCCAGAAGAGCAUCAGCCAGAGGAAGCUCAAGCUGGACAUCGACAAGAGCGUUCGGCAUUUGUACAUCUGUGAUUUCCACAAGAACUUCAUCCAGAGCGUUCGCAACAAACGCAAGAGGAAGACCAGCGAUGACGGAGGAGAGUCUCCUGACCACGAUGUAGAAGUGCCGGAGGUGGAUCUGUUCCAGCUUCAGGUCAACACACUGAGACGCUACAAGAGGCACUACAAGAUCCAGACCAGACCUGGACUCAACAAAGCCCAGCUCGCAGAGACCGUGAGCCGUCACUUCCGCAAUAUUCCAGUCAAUGAGAAGGAGACGCUCACGUACUUUAUUUAUAUGGUGAAGAGCAGUAAAAGCCGGCUGGACCAGAAACCAGACGCGAGCAAACAAGUGGAGUGACGUUCCCCAGCGAGCGGCAGAAAGCCAUGAUUUAUGAUGUGCAGAUGUUAGCUGGCUUUGCAAUCCUCUUUGAAUACUUACUGUGUUUUUUGUCCAUACGGGAGUCACUACAGUCACAUGCUUGUGUAGUGAUGAUGAUGAUGAUGUGCCAAACCUCACAGUAACUUUAUUAAAGCGCUGGCGUUUGAGUGACGGCGAAUCCGGCCUCUCUAAUGCUCCAAUUUCACCGCUUGUCCAGUGAGGACCUGAUUGAAAGCAUGACAGAGACUGAAUGACUGCAGACCUGCUCUCUCGUGUCUCUCACCCCCCCCCCCCCCCCAGAAGAGCACUGUCUGAGGCUCUCUAUUGUUUCUGUUGUGUUCAUCUGCUGUGUUUCACAUCCGUCUCUGCUUUUAUAUGACUGCUGCAUAUCUGCUGUGUAUGGUGUUUUUUGUAGCUUGUAAUGUUAGUUUUCUUCCUUUCUUUGUGUGAAAUAAUCAGUCUAAAUACAGCUGUUGUGGCACUGCUCAUGUUUAA
Molecule: messenger RNA, 1364 nt
Organism: Cyprinus carpio (common carp)
Lineage: Eukaryota; Metazoa; Chordata; Actinopteri; Cypriniformes; Cyprinidae
Product: histone deacetylase complex subunit SAP30L
Biological process (GO): regulation of DNA-templated transcription
Cellular component (GO): histone deacetylase complex
Molecular function (GO): protein binding; transcription coregulator activity
Source: RefSeq, a predicted model, not a curated record